CCUCGAGGUGUGGGCCGGUUUAGAGUGAAUGACGCCAGGCUUCCCAAGCCAACAUUUAUUCUUUAAAGAAAACCCAAGCGAGACAAUUUCAGUGUUUCAAGUCCUUUUGGCUUGACAUCCCAUCAAGUUCCUUUCCGGGACAUUCGGCACGUAUGGGUUUCUGUUGGUGUAGGCAUCAAGCAUGAAGUGGAAUGUGUUGAAGAAGAAGCCGGCGGCCAUGGUGGGCCCCGAGCCAACCGGUGCCAGUGCGCUGACAAUGGCCCCUGCUGUUUCUACACCUGCAGACAACUCCACCGAGCACCAGGGUCCAGUCAGUAAGAAUGACGUCUUUGGUGACAUCAAAAACAAGUUCCUCAAUGAGAUGGACAAGCUUCCACUUCCUCCCUGGGCCAUCAUUGCCAUUGCUAUCGUUGCUGUGGUCCUCAUUCUUACAUGCUGUUUCUGCAUCGUUAAAAAGACCUGCCUAAAGAAGAAAAAAGGCAAGAAGGGAAAGAAAGGCAAAGGUGACAUGGGAAUGAAGAACAUGAAGGGAGGAGAGAAACAGGAAGAGGAUGAUGAUGAAGAAGAUAUAGAUAUGGGAAUUACUGAAGAGAAGGAGGAGGAACCUAAAGAGAAAGAGAAGCUGGGCAAACUGCAGUUCUCCCUGGACUAUGAUUUCUCUGCAAGUCAGCUGACGGUGGGCAUCCUGCAAGCUGCAGAUCUUCUGUCCAUGGAUAGUGGUGGCACCUCAGACCCAUACGUCAAAGUUUUCAUCCUCCCAGACAAGAAGAAGAAGUAUGACACCAAGGUGCACAAGAAAACCCUCAACCCUGUCUUCAAUGAGACUUUCCACUUUAAGAUUCCCUUCACUGAAAUGGGAGGAAAGACUCUGGUCAUGUCUGUGUAUGACUUUGACCGUUUCUCUAAACAUGACGUGAUCGGUGAGGUAAAGAUUCCAAUGAACACCCUUGACCUGGCACAACCCAUUGAGCAGUGGAGAGACCUGGACAGUGCAGAGAAAGAAGAGCCUGAAAAGCUUGGAGAUAUCUGCAUCUCUCUGCGCUACGUACCUACAGCUGGAAAACUCACCAUCUGUAUCCUGGAGGCGAAGAACCUAAAAAAGAUGGAUGUGGGGGGACUUUCAGAUCCCUAUGUGAAGAUUCAUCUUCUGCAAAAUGGGAAACGACUGAAGAAGAAGAAGACUACUGUGAAGAAGAACACCCUGAACCCUUACUACAACGAGUCCUUCAGCUUUGAGAUCCCACAAGACCAGAUGCAGAAAAUACAAGCUGUGAUCACAGUGCUUGAUUACGAUAAGAUCGGCAAGAACGACGCCAUUGGGAAGAUCUGGGUGGGCAGUAAAGCGCAGGGCACCGAGCUCCGGCACUGGUCCGACAUGCUGGCCAAUCCACGCAGGCCCAUCGCUCAGUGGCAUCCACUCAAACCUGAAGAAGAGGUGGACGCCACGUUAGCAGCGCUCACUGCCAAGAAAUAAACCCGCUCCUCCUCCUUCCCUCCCUCUCUCCCUCUCCUUUAUUCACUUUUCAACAUGCACAACACGCCAUCAAAUCCCCCAAUCAGCACUAAAAUACAGCCAUGGGCCACCAGACUGAAGGUGUUAAAGAAGACGAUUCGGUCUCAUCAGCGGCUAAAAUGAGAUAAGGGUAUACCGAGAGACUGUUUGCACAGAUGUUCUUGAAGGAGGGCCGGGCUCAUAGGUGCGGUUAUUAAACAUAUAAGCUCCCAUUCACACCCUUAAACAUCCAACAGCAUUCCAAAGUUUUCCAUCGGGGACCAGGGAUAGAAAACACUGCCUCUUCCACUGCCUAAUUUAACACAUUCCUUCUAGAUUAUCUCUGGUCAUCUAGAUGAAAUCAGUUCUGUUCUGUUUGCCGUGUCUAAAAAGACAGUAAAGAGUGGUUCGUCAUUAUGAAUAAUUGAAAAAAAAAUGAAAAUACAAAAAUGGGGACUGGAGAGAUAUCUGGACUAGACACUCCUGAUCCAGCCAGAAGGAAUCUUUCAGGUGUCGAUUACACUGCCUGCGAAAACAACCUCUUCUUCCAUUCUUCAGUUUCCAGCUGCCGGCUGGCUUCUUCCACUGCCCAACAUCCUAACAAACCCCUGACAAAAAAGGAGACAAGCCUUGAAACAUCCUGAAAUAAGCAAUUCUUAGCUGCCAGGGACGUCUUCCUGUUAGCAUCAGUGUAUUUGUUUCUUUUGCUUUGAUUUGUUUCUUUUUCUUUUCUUUUUUUCGUGGUAAAUGUAUUCUGCCUGAGCACUUUAAAUGAAGGUGUUUUUGUUCCAGUCGAUGCUUCGUUUUGAACCUGCUUUUAUAUUUAUUAACUUUUGUUGUGUAUUUUUAAUGUUCAGUCUUUAAAGGAAUAGUUCACGUACACACAUACACAGAGACACACACACACAAAUGAAAAUGAAGUCAUCAUUUACUCACUUUUCUUUCUUUUAGCUGUGGAGCACAAAAAGAGAUGUUUUGGAGAAUGUUCACACUGUUGUUUUUCAUACAAUUUAAGUGAACAAAAAUCAAGGGAUGUUAAGCCUUAUAAAUGUUCAUUAUAUGGGCAGCACGGUGGCUCAGUGGUUAGCACUGUCAGCUUAUAGCAAGAAGGUCGCUGGUUUAAGCCCCGGCUGAGCCAGUUGUCAUUUCUGUUUUGAGUUUGCAUGUUCUCCCUGUGUUGGCAUGGUUUUCCUCCACAGUUCAAAGACAUGUCCUUUAGGUGAAUUGAAUGAACUACGUAAAUUGACCGUAGUGUGAGUGUGGGUGUGUGUGAAUGAGUGUAUGGGUGUUUUCCAGUACUGGGUUGCGACUGGAAGGGCAUCCGCUUUGUAAAACAUAUGUCGGAAUAAUUGGCAGUUCAUUCCGCUGUGGCAACUCCUAAUAAAUAAGGUACCAAGCCGAAGAAAAAUGAAUGAAUAAUCGUUAUAUAUUACAAUUCAUUUGUUCUGACACAGGGGUGUCCAAACUCGGUCCAGGAGGGCCGAUGUCCUGCAUAUUUUAGUUCCAACCCUAAUUAAACACACCUGAAUCAGCUAAUCAAGCUCUUUCUAGGUGUACUAGAAACUUCCAGACAGGUGUGUUAAAGGAAGUUGGAGUUAAACUGUGCAGGACACCAUCCCUCCAGGACCAAGUUUGGACACCCCUGAUCUGCCAGAAAAAAGUGUUUACACCACUGAAAACUAAAAAGAGAAAAUUUGGCCAUAUAUGUUUAUGACGCCAUGUUGUUGAUCUGAAAACAAGAUUUUAUGAAAAUAGUGAUGAAUUUCUCCUGGAUUGCCGUUUAUUUUCAGAAUUUUUAGUUGUUCUUGCAUAUAUGUGUGUGUUGCUGUUUCCUAAACCUUUAAAAAUGCUAUUUUUUUGUAGAUAAUAGUCUGAUUUCUAACAAUUCUAAAUUUUAACAAAGAUAUUUUUUUCUAAUGAUAGUCCCUCUCUUAUGUUUAGUUUGCUGUGAGGGAACAAUACGCAAAAAGAAAGCCCCACUCUUACUCAAUAUAUGGUUUCUUCCAGUUCAUGCAGACUUUAAUGCCAGGUAACAUUAACUAACAAUAUUAUUUUUAUGAACUUGCUGACACAGUGUAAACAUUCUUUAAAAUGUCUCCCUUUGUCUGCUUCUGCUGAAGAAAAAAGUCAUACGGGUUUCGAAAACACUAAGUGAACUAUUCCUUUGAGAAUAGUUUCCUACUUUCAUCGGUGUGUGUUUUCAUGUUUUAUUCAUGGUUUAAACCAGAGGUUCUUAUGAGGAGAGCUGAUAGAGGGCACUGUUACGUGUGUAUUUACUGCACAUCUUACCAAACCGCUGAACUUAUUUGCACUACUGGAACUGCAUUCUGUACAUGUUGCCCCAUCAAUCUCAAUAUGUGCUUUUGUGAUGGUGCAUUCUUGAUUCGAGUUGUCAGAGUUUGCAUUUGUUUAAAAAAAAGAGUGUAUCAUCCGAAAGUUGCUUUUUAGGGCUUACAGGAUGAGUCAUUGUGUGAGGAUGAGAAUAUCAGAAUAUCAUUUGCUUAAGACCGACACAGAACUAAAUCUUUGUGUGUUUUAUCCUCAUUUUGCCUGGGGAAGCUCCUUCGGCAAUGGUGAUAACUUGUGAUAUCGGUUCAGUUAUUGAGUAGUGGGCAAUUAAGCAAAUUCGCAAGCCUGAAUUGGAUCAAGAUCUUAAUUUCGGAGAAUAAUUUACUGAGUAUAUACUUUUAAUCAAAGGCCAAAAACUACAUGUAGAAACCCGAAAGUGUAUAUGAGGGAACUUUGUUGUGUACAUGCUGUAACCCAAGAAAAACAACUCACUCUCUUAAGAAAACAUCACUUUAGCAGCUUUUAUCUUUCGAUUCUGCCACAGUAAAAGUGUUUUAGACUAUUGCAAUAGUUUGUCCAGCUACCUUUAGAUUUCAGAAAUUCAAAUGAAUUUCUGUCCUCCACAAACAGAAGCAGGCUAUAUUGCAGAAUGUCCAGCUCGACCUCAUGAGGAAACCUAACAAUUUGACAAACUAGCUGAAAAGUGGCUAAUUUGUACAAAUUCAUAUGAUUUCAGUCAUACGACUAUGUACGAGACGUGUCCCCAAACCCCAACUCUAAACCCAACCACUAUUGGAGGAUGAGCAAAUCGUACUAGCAUGUACAGUGUCUUACCCCAGACAUGCUCAAUAAUGUAUAUUUUUGGUGACUGGGCUGGCCAAUCCUGGAGCAUUUUGACCUUCUUUGCUAUCAGGAACUUUGAUGUGGAGGCUGAAAUAUGAGAAGGAGCGCUAUCCUGCUGAAGAAUUUGCCCUGUCCUGGGGUUUGUAAUGUAAUGAGCAGCUCAAAUGUCUUGAUACCUCAGGCUGUUGAUGUUGUCAUCCACUCAGCUGAUCUCUUGCACAACCCCAUACUAAAUUUAACCACAAACCAUGAUUUUUACUUCACCAAACUUGGCCGAUUUCUGUGAGAAUCUUGGGUCCAUGCAGAUUCCAAUAGGUUUUCUGCAUUAUUUGUGAUGAUUGGGAUGCAGUGCAGCAGAUUAUUUAUCAAAUAAUCUAGAAGUCAAAGUAUUAAUUGUUGCUCUUACAACAAAAAGACAACACGUCUUUUGUCAGGCAGUGUACUGUAUAUUCCACAUUUUCAAAAAUCCCAUAAAAAACAAAGAGCAGAAACACAAUGACGUUCAAGUCAUGUCGUUCUAAAUCUGUAGACUGAAUUCAGCAAUUUUAGUCGUUCUUGUGAAUCCGUUUGAACAUGGAUGUAUUUGAACAGUUUCUCUAAAGUAAUUUUGUGUCAUUCCAACACAAUCUCAUGGCAAUUUGUAGCUGUUUUUGUGAUUUAGUGGCUAAUUUGUAUGAAUUUGUACAGUUUAGUACGAUUUGCUCAUUCACCAAUGACAGUUAGUUUUAGGGGUGGGGUUGGGUCCCACGCCUCUUUUUUAAAAUCGUACAUUUUCAUACGACUGAACUUGUACAAAUUAGCCACUAAGCUGACAAAACUUUAAACAGUUACGUUACCUCGUCAGAUCAGGCUGAUCAUUUUAACAUAAAAAAACGAACAGAAUAUAUUUAAAAGUAGCUCCAGUGAUGUUUUCUUUAUGGGACUCCUCUGGAUAAAACAGAAGCAGCUCUUCUGACAGGUGUUCAAUUGCAAUAACAUUGUUUGAUUGUGGAACAGCAGGUAUCUCCAUCCACAUUCACAAUGCAGUUUCUGCAGGUUUUAUGAAUGUGUGAUUAUGUUGCAUUUGUUUUGACGACAUUACGCUUUCAUUUUUUCCCGCUAGUAUCCAAACCUCAUUUAAGGAUCAAUGUCUUCGUUUGAUCACGUAUCGUAAUUGUUUUCAGGUUUAAUCUGUAACACAAAUAUUUCAAAGGACUUUCACGGGAAAAAAAUAAAUAAAAAAAUUGCUACUUUCAACUAGCACCCCCUCCCCAAACCCGUAGGCGUGUAGUUUGACCUAUAUAUGCAUAGUUCCUACUUUAUGAUACUGCAUGCUACAAUACAAAAAGAUGCGCAUGUUUCAGAGAUGAAGCAAAGAAAAAUAUUGUGUACUUAAGUAGGUGUUCUUUGUCAUUUUAAUAACAAAACAGAGGAGGGUGAAAUGCUGUGUAUAUUUUCAAAUCAAAUCAAAUCAAAUCUGUAUUUAUUUUCUGUGAGUGAGUACUGGAGCGAAUAUGAAGUAUAAUAGACUCCUCUUCAUUUUCAGAUUCAAUCCAUGCCUGGACGUCAUGAGCAAAUACUGUAUGUUAAGUGCUUUGUGUGAACUAAUAUAGAAUGAAAACGUAGCCGCAUGCUUGCCGUCUACUAAUCUCGAUAAGGAACAAAAUGUUUAUGUGUUAAUUGAUUGAUUUAUUCAGAAAUUAUUUAUUUAUUUAUUUUUCAGAGUAAUGUUUGUAUGUCUCUUUGUCUGAAUACGUUAAUGGGAAGUCAAAACUUCCGACGGGGGCUCCAAGAGAAUAUUUUUCCCCCCAUCCUGUAGGAUCCAGUAAUCAGCAGAGUAUCUCUGUCAGAACUACAAUGUAAAGUUUUGGAUCAUACAGAAUCAUCUAGAAAAGAACAGAAGAAUAAAACAAAUACUUUAUUAUCAUUUUUUCACUGUCAGUGCCAAUGAGAGAAGUCACGUUUACUGCCAUUUUAUCUGACUUUAUGUCAUUCUUACGUGAUUUUUUCGGACCAACUGAUUUCUACCUUGGCAACUAAGUUGCCGGAGCACAAUAUUAUCAAUCAUGUCACUGAAUCCUUGGAGUCCCCAUUGUUUUCUAAAAAGCUUUUAUUUAUGACUCUUUUACAUAAUAACAGCGUUUAACUAGCCAAUAAACAGUAAGUUUGUGUGUAUGUGUGUGAGUGUAAAUAAGAUAAAGCCAUAAUACUUGAGCUAAACUCUUUAGAGCUGAGAUAUAUAUAUAAAGAUGAUCCUAAAACAUCUUUUUUCGUAAGCCGCUGUGUUUCCCCAACAUUCCACACUGUCUGUGAAGCUACGGGGCCACACUGUUUCCUCCAAUAUGAUAAGUUGAGCAUUAUUGGCGGUUUAACUUAGUCUAAUAAUGUAUUUUCAAUUGUUUUUAUUAUAUUUAUUUCAGUCUGUAUUUAGUUCUGUAGAUUUGAUUUUACUGGGGGCGUAUGUAUGAACCGUGAUGUGGCCAUACUUGUUGCUAUUCCACAUGUAUGUACACACAUGCAUUUUUGGGCAAAGGGCAGUUUGAAAUGGUUGACUAAUCAUGUAAAUGCAGUAACUGAAAGUAAAACAUUUUCUUGAUAUAUAGAUGCCACAUUUGUCUGCUACAGAUAUGUUAAUGUAUCUGCCACCUUGAAACAACAACUAUAUAUAUAUAUAUAUAUAUAUAUAUAUAUAUAUAUUUAUUUAUUUUUUUUUUAUUUAUUUUUUUUUUUAUAGGGUGCGUGCACUUGUAGUUCAGUUUUUUUUGGUUUGUUUUGUCUGGAUAAAACUAGAAAAUGAUACAUUAAGGUUGUGUUCACAUUGGUAGUUCAGUUCUCUUGGUCCGUUUGGUCUAGACCAAAAUAGAAAUGAUACAUUUUGUUCUAGUUCAGUUCUUUAGGUUUAGAUGCUCUUUAGAUGCUUUUACACUUGUAGUUCUGUUCUCUUGGUUCAUUUGGUUUAGUAAGAAAAUUGAAAAUGCUAUGUUUAUAAUGUGUUCACACUUAUAGUUCAGUUCACUUGAUUUGUUUGGUUAAAAAAACAGUGUACACACUGUCAUUUUAAAUCUGAACCAAAAUACUUAAAACUUCAAUGGAGCAUAUUGCUUUUUUGUUCUGAUAAACUAGAGUACUUGAGAAUUCUGUCUGUGUUAUGGACACUUUUUGUGACAUUGUGUCCUAUUUUUGGUUAGCUUAGAUGUCUUUGGCAGUGUUGUGUUCGAACCCCACUAGAGUUUAUUUUAAAGCAGACCGAGACCUAUCAUUUCUCAAUACUAUGUGGAUAUUCAUGUCUGAAUUUAACUGAUUGCAGACAUACUCAACUUGUGCUCACAUUAGGGCUGAACAAUAUAUCGUUUGAGCGCUGAUAUCACAAUUUGUGAAUCUGCAAUAGUCACAUCGCAGGAUUAGAUUAAUCUAUAAAGAAAUCAUUUAUCAAAAUAUUUAUACAAUGAUGGCCAUGUUAUUUUAUAUUUGAUUGUUACAUUUCUGUACUUGAAUACAGAAAGUACAGAAGUUAGUAGUUAGACCUCUCAGAAAACCAUGACGUACUGUUUGUUUAACUUUUAUUUUUGCUCUGUUGUAUUUAUAUAUGCUAGUAAUUUAUUAUAAUUUAUGAAGACGCAUAUAUAAAUCGCAGCAAAACAAAAUAUUACAAUGUCAUAUUUUUCCAAUAUCAUGCAGCCCUAGCUUACGUUUAUGGAGUAGGUUUCAAUAUGACGGAUACUUCAACGCAAUCUCACGUGCAAUUCGUAACUUUUUGAUUUAGUUGAUAUGAAUUCGUACAAUCUAAUUCGUACAAUUUAGUGUGAUUUGCUCAUCCUCAAUGACAGUUGGGUUUAGGGGCGGGAUUUGGUGGCACGCCUCCUUUUUAGAAUCGUACAUUUUUGUAUGACUGAACUUGUACGAAGUUGUACGAAUUAGCCAUUAAACGGAUUAAAUGUAAAAUAGGCUGGCUACUUACAUGUAGCGAACACAAAUGAGGCAUCUAUGUGUAUAAGCAUUUUUUAUUUAAUUUUAUAAUCAUUUACAAUCCAAAAUUCGAUGUGGGAUUAUCUUAAAAGUAUGUGAUGACACUUGGACAUAAUAAUGCAGAAAUUCAGCCUGUCUUAGUAACUUUAAUCAGUGUUGCUUGAGAUUUGAAGUGUGGAUGUUUGUCUCUUUAACAAUAAUGCAUAGGCCCUUUAAUAAAAGAAUCAUUUGUAUUGUGAGUUACUUAAGCACUGCCAUCUGCUAUAUGACAGCGCGCACAAUGAACAUUUCUUUGAAACAUUCCUGAUUGUAAACCAUAAAUAGUUUCUUGCAAAAGCUCACAAGAGAUUUGGGAGCAGCUGAUGGAUGGAUUCUGUCCUUAUCCUGCUUUCUAUGUAUAAAUCCGACGCCAUCUCACAGCAAUCCGUAAAGGUUUUAAAUUCAGGGUGAUGUAUUCGCUAAUUUGUAUGAUCACAUUUGAUUGUUUAUGUACGAUUUGUUGAUGCCCCAAUGACAGAUGUGUUAUGGGCGGAGUCAGGGGCAGAGUCUUCAUGCUCGUUCAUUUACAUAUUAUAUUUUGAUGUGAUUUUACGAAUUAAGAGGAAUUAACGCAAUUAAUUCAAUAAAUGCAAAACUUUUGCAUUUUCCUGUGAGAUCGGCUUGAUAAAUAAGCUUUCAAAACCAUCUUGGUUGUCUUUUGUAAUGCUCUGUGACUGUUUUAUAUAUCAGAGACUGCUCUAAUGCCCAAAACAGAGACGUUUUUCACCUUUAUUUAUUUCUCUGAUUGAUAGUUGAUGCCUUCAUGUCUCCUUUGGCGUGAUCACAUAAGCAAAGUUCUGGGGGAAAAGAAUCAAUAGCCUGUCAUCGUGUCUCAUUUAUUUAAUUCUUCUCUUGCACUUUUCAUUCUGCUUAUCGGGAGUUGUAAAAUGCUCUUUUUCUAAUCGUGGUGGUCUGUUAUUUAUUUAUUUAUUUUUUAGUCGGUGGGAGACUGCGAGGGUUUGGCCCUCAGGCUGUGUUUGUACAUGUUUCGGUGUUCUCGUGUGUGCGCGUGUGUUCAUGUCCGUAUUGUCGUGCCUAGUGUGGAUCAAUCGCAUGCUUUAGCCCUUGAUGGGACACCUUGAGAAAACAUUGCUCACAGACUCUUCCCACAAUCCCUCUAGUGGACAGUACAUGAGCAAUCAGCAAUCCUUGUAAAGACAUCAAGGGUACCAAAUAGCUCUACAGAUUUACCAUGCGUGUUACCAGCUCUGUACUGAAACAAACUGAAACAAGAAAAUAAAGGCCUUUUAAUUACACUUCA
This is a messenger RNA of Danio aesculapii, 9869 nucleotides long. It is a transcript of the gene syt2a, whose product is annotated as synaptotagmin IIa. Gene Ontology annotation, cellular component: dense core granule; axon; synaptic vesicle membrane. The record is from RefSeq and is a predicted model, not a curated record. The transcript is spliced from 9 exons. Bases 182 to 1474 code for a protein of 430 amino acids. Lineage: Eukaryota; Metazoa; Chordata; Actinopteri; Cypriniformes; Danionidae. Gene Ontology annotation, molecular function: clathrin binding; phosphatidylserine binding; calcium ion binding. Gene Ontology annotation, biological process: regulation of dopamine secretion; cellular response to calcium ion; synaptic vesicle endocytosis.